UUUCCAUUGCUGGUCAUUAAUUCGUCUGGAUCUGUCUCCGUCCGUCGUCUCUGUGUCUCUAUUGCGUCGAUCAUGCCCUGGACUGGACGUUUGUCUUUAAUUUAUCUGCUUCUGCUGGGCAGUUCCCUUGACGUCACAUUUUCGAAACGAUUGGAUCGUAAAGUGUCGGACAACCGCAUUGUGGGUGGCCACGAAGCCGAGGAGGGAGCGGCUCCUUAUCAGGUGUCCAUACAAACAGUCUGGAAGACGCACAUCUGCGGCGGUGUCAUCCUCGACAAGGAAUGGAUACUCACCGCCGGCCACUGUGCCCUGGACUACGGCAUCAAUGAUAUUAGGAUUGUGGUGGGAACCAACAACCGCUCGGAGCCCGGACAGAUGCUCUAUCCGGACGAGGCGCUGGUGCACUGCCUCUACGACGUCCCGUACAUAUAUAACAAUGAUAUUGGACUAAUCCACGUGAACGAAUCGAUCAUCAUGAAUGAUCGCACUCAGAUGGUGAAGCUCAGCUCCGAGCAGCCUCCAGUGGGGGCCACAGUAAUCCUGACUGGUUGGGGAGCUCCGGAGAACAGUUUGCCGACAGUCGAGCGCCUGCAGACCCUCAACCUGACGAUCAUCGAUCACGAGGAGUGCCGCAAGGCCUGGGACUAUCACGAGGGCAUCGACAUCGGACACAUCUGCACCCUAACAAGCGCGGGAGAGGGGGCCUGCUCCGGCGACUCCGGCGGUCCAAUCAUGUGGGAGGGCAAGCUGGUGGGUCUGGUAAACUGGGGACGACCCUGCGGUGUUGGUCUGCCAGACAUGUAUGCCAACACGGUUUACUAUCAGGAUUGGAUCCGAAGGACUCCCACGGGGUGCAAGAAUCGGGUUAACUAGAAUAAAGACAAAGACAUAAAAUCGUGUUAGAAAUGUGAAAUAUACAUAUUUAUUGAUAGU
Drosophila miranda is the source of this 933-nucleotide messenger RNA. Its product is annotated as chymotrypsin-2. Gene Ontology annotation, molecular function: serine-type endopeptidase activity. The record is from RefSeq and is a predicted model, not a curated record. The transcript has 2 exons. The coding region runs from base 73 to 873 and encodes 266 amino acids. Gene Ontology annotation, biological process: proteolysis. NCBI's taxonomy places the organism in Eukaryota, Metazoa, Arthropoda, Insecta, Diptera, Drosophilidae.